Molecule: messenger RNA, 2544 nt
Organism: Candoia aspera
Lineage: Eukaryota; Metazoa; Chordata; Lepidosauria; Squamata; Candoiidae
Gene: KCNC2
Product: potassium voltage-gated channel subfamily C member 2
Exons: 4
Coding region: 1-1935 (644 amino acids)
Biological process (GO): protein homooligomerization; potassium ion transmembrane transport
Cellular component (GO): postsynaptic membrane; dendrite membrane; presynaptic membrane
Molecular function (GO): delayed rectifier potassium channel activity; protein binding
Source: RefSeq, a predicted model, not a curated record
AUGGGGAAGCUCGAGGACAACGAGAGGGUGAUCCUCAACGUCGGGGGCACCAGGCACGAGACCUACCGGAGUACCCUGAAAACGCUGCCGGGCACCCGGCUGGCUCUGCUCGCCUGCCAGUCCCAAGGCGACUCCCCUGGCGGCGGAGAGGAGCACCAUCAGCCGCCGCUUCUGCCCGCCCCCAACCCGGCGCCCAACCCUGGAGGUGGCGGCGGCGGCGGCCCCUUGGAUGCUGUGGGCGGGAGCGGCUGGAGUUCGCGCGCCAAUGGCGGUGGCGUCACACGUGGCGGGAGCGGCGCGUGCUGCGAAUUCUUCUUCGACCGCCACCCUGGGGUCUUCGCCUACGUGCUCAACUACUACCGCACCGGGAAGCUGCAUUGCCCCGCCGACGUGUGCGGGCCGCUCUUCGAGGAAGAGCUGGCGUUCUGGGGCAUCGAUGAAACCGACGUGGAGCCCUGCUGCUGGAUGACCUACAGGCAGCAUCGCGACGCUGAGGAGGCGCUGGACAUCUUCGAGGCGCCCGACCUGAUCACCGGCGAGCCGCCUGGCGACCCCGACGACGACGAGUUAGCCGCCAAGCGCUUGGGCAUCGAGGACGUAGGGGCCUUGGGCGCCUCCUCGUCUUCCUCCGCUAACGGUUCUCCUCUCGACGGCAAGGGCGGCCGCUGGAAGAGGCUCCAACCGCGCAUGUGGGCACUCUUCGAGGACCCCUACUCUUCCCGCGCCGCCAGGUUCAUUGCUUUUGCCUCUUUAUUCUUCAUCCUGCUUUCGAUUACCACCUUUUGCCUGGAAACCCAUGAAGCAUUUAAUACCAUCAAAAAUAAAACUGAACCUAUCAAAGGUAGUGAGCCAGUUCUGCAGUAUGAAAUAGAGACAGAUCCAGCUCUAACAUAUGUUGAAGGAGUCUGUGUGGUGUGGUUUACAUUUGAGUUUUUAGUCCGUGUUGUUUUUUCACCCAACAAACGUGAAUUCAUAAAAAAUCUCUUGAAUAUCAUUGACUUUGUGGCAAUUUUGCCUUUCUAUCUAGAAGUGGGUCUGAGUGGGCUCUCCUCUAAAGCUGCUAAGGAUGUGCUUGGUUUCCUCAGGGUGGUGAGGUUUGUGAGAAUAUUGCGAAUCUUCAAGCUCACUCGACAUUUUGUUGGCCUCAGGGUGCUUGGUCAUACACUCCGUGCGAGCACCAAUGAGUUUUUGCUGCUGAUAAUAUUUUUGGCAUUAGGAGUGUUGAUAUUUGCCACCAUGAUCUAUUAUGCUGAGCGAAUAGGUGCCAAACCCAAUGACCCAUCAGCUAGUGAACACACAGAGUUCAAAAACAUCCCCAUUGGUUUUUGGUGGGCUGUGGUCACCAUGACUACUCUUGGAUAUGGAGACAUGUAUCCAAAGACUUGGUCAGGCAUGCUAGUGGGUGCUCUGUGUGCUUUAGCUGGAGUGCUGACCAUAGCCAUGCCUGUGCCUGUUAUUGUCAACAAUUUUGGAAUGUACUAUUCUCUGGCCAUGGCGAAACAGAAGCUUCCAAGAAAGAGAAAGAAGCACAUCCCACCUGCUCCUCAGGCAAGGUCCCCUACAUUUUGCAAGACAGACUUGAAUAUGGCCUGCAAUAGCACACAGGGAGAAGUCUGUCUUGGCAAAGACAACCGGCUGAUGGAACAUAAUAAAUCAGUGUUAUCAGGUGAAGACAGUACAGAAAGUGAGCAGCCACUGUCGCCUAUGGAAAGGCCCCCACCAAUCAGACGCUCUAGUACCAGAGACAAAAACAGAAGAGGGGGAACAUGUUUUCUGCUGACAGCAGGUGAUUACCCGUGUGCUACUGAUGGAGGGAUCAGGAAAGUGUUAUACAGAAUUUAUCAUGGAUUUUUGACUGCUGAAAAAGGGACAAUGGAAUUUAGCCAUACCAAGGACUGUACUGGAAAGAGAUUGCUCCUCCUGAAUGGGCCCUGAUCAUCACCUAACGCCUUGAAGAGAUUCUUCUAAUUUCCUAUAGAAGUGGAGCUUGUUAUGAGGAUUAAGGACCAAUUUCAACUGCUGCUGCCAGCAGAUGCAGUUAUUAGUCACUAUUGAUGAGUCAACUGUAAAUACGAUGUGUGUGCAUGGAAUAACAGUUUUAGUCAUCUAUGCCAAGGGAUGCUGCAUUGGAAGACAUCCUCUCUGAGACCCCAUGAAAAAAGACCAACACAACUCUUUGUGUAUUCUUCUUGGUCCCUACAACAGACCAUACUGCGGAUCAUAAAAGGCACACAAUUUAACAAUAGUGAUGUAAGCACUCUCUGUCAUAGGUUUCCUCAUAACAAUUGUAUUUUUGCAAAGUUUGUAACUUAAGAACAUUAAUGUCAUAGGAUUUUGCAAAAAGUCUUUGCACUCUCAGUUUGCUGUGUCUAUAUUUUUAUGAAUCCUAGUGAAUGUGCCAACAUAUGGUUUACUUUUGAUCUGGAUCAGAGAUGUGUGAUUGCAGGUGAAAGUAGUAAGAAGAAAAAAAAAUCACAGACUUUGCCCAGAAUUGUAUACUUGCUUUUUGUUGUUGUUUUGAUUUACUUCAUUGUUACCUCAUAG